AUGGACGACACCGGAUCUCGACCGCCCCAACAGCCAGAAAUGACGCCCUCGAAUGCGCGUACGAUAACUAAGGACCUGCCAGUCAAGUUGGCCUCACUUGACCAAGCGCUGCAGCCAUUUCGCCAUUCCUAUACCCACACGGAUCGAAUUCUCGAUGUAUUUGGUUUGGUUCUCCAACGCGUUUACGAUUGUCGCGAGAAGUAUCCGGAUGCGCUGCCAUCAACAGAGUACCAACAGCACAUCCAUGCCCCAUGGAUUCAAACUUUACAGUGGCUUCGCGAUCCCGAAGCCUUUCGCUAUGCCGACCCGGAAUCACUGCAAGUAGCGCAGCUGAUGGCCAAGCAAGACCCAGUCCGCAUCUGGUUCGAGCUAGACUCACAUGUUCGACAAGAUAUCCUCGGUGGCAAUCCAUACGAUAUCGUGAUAGAUCUCGGGCCAGGGUACACCCAAGUCGAAAGGGGAAUGAAGUGGCUGGUUGACUGCGCUACUCUCAGUCUGUCCAAGGAGUCGCUCUCGACGGAGGUUAAAGAUACUGCGGAGGCAAAUUUGACGGCUGUCGCAACCUGCGGGCCGGUCUACGGUUUAGCGGAGUCGACUUCUGCUCCCCAUCAUUCCCACGAGCUUUUCGGCCCCGGAGGCGUAUUGUGGUCGGUAAUGGAGGUCUUCACCCGCGAUCCGGGGAACUUCAGCGGUAUUGUGGGUAUACUGGAUAUGGUCAUUCAGCAAACUUUGAACGUUGCCCUCCUGUUCAGAUACUCUUUGGAGCACGAUGGCCGUGCGUUCAAUCAGCAACCGGCAUACAAGUGGUACGCGAUGGGCCUAGAGGAAGCGCGGGCGAAGUACAUCUACUCUGUGGAAUGCCAAGAUCCCCAAGCACUGAUGCCAUUUCAUGUUCGAAAUGGCCUAAAGAACAUCGACUUCAUUGGGCUUUGGGACGCUAUAUGGAAGAAGGCAUACGAUCUGAGUCGUACUUUCACGUCCGAUCCACUCGUUCUGGAGAUCUGGAUGUUUCUCUGGGCUGUGCGACAAAUGAGGCUUCCAUACUCCGAUCCUAGACCCUGGAUACCGGGUGCCAACGUAGCUCUUAUUAUCGAAAGGCGGUGUAAGGAGUAUGAUAUAAACACAGAAGGCGUCUUGAGCAUCGCACCAGAUGACAUCUCACCAGAUGACAUCUAUCACUUCGAUAUACCUCCAGAAGACUUCAAAAUUUCCCAUGUACGAAGUGCACGUGAGACAUAUACUGACUUCGUACACCCACUUCUUAGGUUCCAUAUAUCAGGUUUCUCCAACGAAGUAGAUGUGGAAGCUAUACUGCGCAGCCGAGGACCGCGAUUUUCGUCCACAAGACGGGGACAUCGCUUCUAUGACGAGGAUGACGAUCCUGACACAGCCGGUACGGACGAUGAAGAAGACGAGAACCUGAAUCCCGCCAUCGAUGAUACCGCUGACGUCGAACCCUACGGCCCUCCUCUCGAUCUCAUUGAUCUUGCGGCUACCACAACAACAGUUCCCGAGGACCAAUGCUGUACAGUCUGCAUGGAAAACCACUCACACAGUAUCAGUGAUGGGGGAACUAUGAAGCUCAAUUCGUGCGGACAUCUGUUCCACUACAAGUGCAUCUACGAAUGGCUGAACGGAACAUCCCCUAAUAGCAACCUUUGCCCAGAAUGCCGUAUCCAGUUCAGCGAGCAGCGUAGACCAGUACGACUAGUUCGACCGGCAUCAGUGUCGCUUUCAGAAUCAGAACCAGCCAGGCGUACGUGGCCUGAGAACGCCAACGCUGAAAUUGAGGUUGGGGUUGAAGAACAGCAAGAUCGAGCUGAUAGCGAUGCCCAGAGCGUGUACGAGAGAUUUCAGGAUUGGGAUCCCCUUGAAGGUGUGGAUACCACCUCCUUCGAGGAAGAAUGA
Molecule: messenger RNA, 1908 nt
Organism: Alternaria infectoria
Lineage: Eukaryota; Fungi; Ascomycota; Dothideomycetes; Pleosporales; Pleosporaceae
Exons: 1
Coding region: 1-1908 (635 amino acids)
Biological process (GO): anaphase-promoting complex-dependent catabolic process
Cellular component (GO): anaphase-promoting complex
Molecular function (GO): zinc ion binding; ubiquitin protein ligase activity; cullin family protein binding
Source: RefSeq, a predicted model, not a curated record